Messenger RNA from Sabethes cyaneus, 2111 nucleotides. RefSeq names its product glycerol kinase. Gene Ontology annotation, molecular function: glycerol kinase activity. NCBI's taxonomy places the organism in Eukaryota, Metazoa, Arthropoda, Insecta, Diptera, Culicidae. The record is from RefSeq and is a predicted model, not a curated record. Gene Ontology annotation, cellular component: mitochondrion. Bases 178 to 1941 code for a protein of 587 amino acids. The transcript has 5 exons. Gene Ontology annotation, biological process: glycerol metabolic process; glycerol-3-phosphate biosynthetic process; triglyceride metabolic process.
AAUAAUUCGCAAUUUACGGAAAAAUCGAUGUAAGACAACGAAACAGUUAGACAAUUUCUGUACAGUUAGCUAGAACGCAUCAUACGUGACGUACACCAUAUAGGUAGUAGCAAUGCCCGAUGGGAUCCAUCCGGUUUAGUAUCGCAGCACAAAGUGAACUAGACUAGAGAGCGAAACAUGAACGGCUCAUCCCGCAGCAAAUUCGGCUCCUUAAUCGGAGUACUAUACGUAGGACACUCGAGCUGCAAGUUUCUGAUUUAUGCAGCGAAAAAUGCCGAAGUGUUAACCUGCCAUGAAGAGCCACUGGAAUUAAUCUCCCCGCAGUCCGGCUGGAUCGAAUUCGAUCCAGUGCAGAUUUGGCAGUCUGCCAAACUUUGCGCCGAACGGGCUGUUCAGAACCUGCUGCUGUUGGAUAUCGAUCCGAGCGAUAUCGUUGCGGUGGGGGUAUGCAACCAGCGCGAGACCAGCAUCCUGUGGCGCAAGAGGGAUGGGCAACCGUUAUGUAAUGCGAUCGGCUGGUGCGACACACGCACUUCGGCGGUCGUGGCUGGCCUGCUGGCUCGCGUGAAAGGGAAGGUUAACUUUCUUAAAGAGGUCUGCGGGCUACCGUUGGCUAAUUGUUUUAGUGCAGUGAAAAUUCGUUGGAUGUUGGACAAUGCGGAAGAAUUGGCAAAGGCGGAGGAUUUGAUGUUUGGAACGCUAGAUAGUUGGGUAAUUUGGAACUUGACGGGUGGAUCCAACGGCGGUAUUCACGUUUCGGACGUAACGAAUGCUUCCCGAACGAUGCUGAUGAAUUUGGAAACCCUUCAGUGGGAUGAGAGAUUGUGCCAUUUCUUUAGGAUUCCUCAAAACAUUUUACCGGAGAUUAGAAGCUGUUCGGAGAUUUUUGGUUACAUCAGUGAGGGGUCUCUGAGUGGCAUUCCGAUCGCAAGUUGCAUUGGGGAUCAACAGGCCGCUCUGCUAGGUCAGCUUUGUCUUAAUGCGGGGCAAAUGACCUGCAAUCUAGACGAUGGUGCGUUUCUUUUGUUCAACACUGCUCAGGAGAUAAUUGAUUCCAAUAAUGGUCUUUUAUCGACGGUUGCCUUCAAGCUCGGUUCGACGGCACCCACUUUCUACGCACUGGAAGGCGCCAUUCCACAUGCAGGCGAUUCUGUAGCAUGGCUGCGAAAGAACCUCCAGCUUUCGAACCAAAAUGGUUCACUCGCACAAAGUUUUCUCGCGGAUUCAGCAAGUCCUUCGGCCCUUAUUUCGUCGUUCUGUUCAGGCCAUUCGUUUGCUGCCUACGCAGGGGAUAAGAAAAGUCCUAACCACGGAGUGAUUCUGGUACCGGCAUUUAGUGGCUAUUACGCUCCAUAUUGGCGGUACAAAGCUCGAGGAAUGCUUUUCGGACUUACGCUACAAACCACAGCCCAGCAGAUUCUGUUUUCCGCGUACGAAGCUGUUUGUUUUCAGUUGCGUGAAAUUCUUGAAUCCCUGUCGAAGGACUGUUGGACGUGGCCUACGGUGAAGCGAAUCGUAGCCGGCGGAGAGCUGAGCGAAAAGCCAUUUCUCAUGCAAAUGCUGGCCGAUCUCAGCGGGGUUAGUGUCGAGCGACCGCAAACGUCUACACCGGUCUGUCUGGGGGCGAUGUUGGCCGCCGGGCUUGCUAGUGGGAUACUGACGUUGGAAGAUUUCCAAGCCACGUGCAUACCUCCGGUUGACCACUAUGCGCCUACGCUUAACUCUAGUCGACGCGACGCAAAAUUUCGCAAAUGGAAAAUAGCCGUUGACCGAUGUCUCAACUUUGAUUCCGUUUCGGAGUCGGAUUUGACUGAAUUUAACAUGGAUGAGCACGAUCCAGAAUACUCGGUACGUUGUUCCAUACCCGGUGCCGUAUAUUUAAUUUCCUCGUUCGCUCUCGUAGUGCUUGCCCAAAUUCUCCAGCAGAAUGGCAAUUCUUAGUCGGACCGCUACCGGAACGUGUCAGUGUCAGUGAUUUACAUUUUAAGCAUGGUUCAAUUUAUUGCUGUUGUUUGUAGAGGAUAUUUCUCGCUUAUUUUUGACUUCAAACGAAUGCGCUUUAGUGAAUCGUUUUUAAUUAAGCUUUCCAGCGAUCGAUGCAUCAUUGAUAG